Messenger RNA from Alternaria alternata, 1026 nucleotides. RefSeq names its product HET-domain-containing protein. The record is from RefSeq and is a predicted model, not a curated record. The transcript is spliced from 3 exons. Bases 1 to 723 code for a protein of 240 amino acids. Lineage: Eukaryota; Fungi; Ascomycota; Dothideomycetes; Pleosporales; Pleosporaceae.
AUGAGAUUGCUGAACGCCAGUACAUACGAGUUUCACGUCGUUCUUGGUCCGAGAAAACCGAAGUACGCAAUACUAUCGCAUACGUGGGAAAACGAUGAGGUGCUGUACGAGGAUAUGCGGGAUACACCAAAGUCUGACUGGAGUGCAAAGAAAGGUUACUUCAAGAUCAAGAAAGCAUGUGCGCAAGCCUUGCAAGACGGAUGCGAUUUUGUAUGGAUUGAUACUUGCAAUAUCAACAAAGACAGUAGUGCCGAGCUCUCAGAGGCCAUCAACUCUAUGUUCAGAUGGUACAGAGACGCCACUAUCUGCUACGCCUACAUCUCUGACAGCGUAACUGGAGACGACGAGUCUUUUUCCCAAUGUCGAUGGCUCACUCGAGGCUGGACACUCCAGGAGAUGAUUGCCCCUGAUCGUGUGCAUUUUUAUGACAUGAACUGGAGUUUUCUAGGCAGCCGCAUUUCUCUUGCGACACACCUUCUUUCACCAGCUACUGGAAUCCACACAGCUGUACUGUUACGGAGACAUCGGCCUCAUGUGGAAUCAAUGCUUGAGAAGUUCAGCGUAGCGCAAAAGAUGAAGUGGGCUUCGAAACGAACUACCACACGUGAGGAAGAUAUAGCUUACUGCCUCAUGGGGCUGUUCGACGUGAACAUGCCUUUGUUGUAUGGCGAAGGUAGUAAAGCUUUCUAUCGACUACAGCAGGCUAUCCUUGCAAUAUCCUGAUUGCGCUAGGAUCGCAAUUUGAUGAUCUUGACUUGCUGGAUUACCUUGGGGCGAUUGAUGGCUGACAGUGAACUCUAUAUCUUCAACGAUCGCAAUACGAAUUCAACCAAUCUUCUCACCGAGCCAAAACCUCGAUCCCAUCUUACUGAGCCUCCACUUCACCCUCUUGCACACUGGUCACCACACCCUUAAGCAUCCUCUCCCAGAUCCUCCUCACAACCCUAAACCCCUCAGCCCACUCAUCGUAAUCUUCCACCGUACCAAAAUUCAACCACUUCCCAUCUCUCGCUCCAACAUACUCCA